GAAAAAAUCUUCCCGAUCACUGAAUCAAAAGGAUAAAGUCGCAGUUCGUCUCCGCGUCGCGUCGUGACGCUGUGCCGCACCAGCUGCUGCGCGUGAGCGGAAGUGCGUCAGGGGUCCGUGUGUCCGGAGGACUCCAGAGCUCACGAUGGCGUUCAGGCUGCUGGUUCGGAGGGUUUGUGGGGUUUCUGUCAGAGAUUUGCAGCGUCUGCCGGCCGGCGUCUUGUGCUCCUCGUCCUUCUCCUCUCGUCUGAACGUGUCGCAGCCGCUCCUCUCGCUCCCGCGCCUCCUCCCGCUGGCCUCCUGCAGGAGCGUGUCCUUUAACGUGCAGGACCACGACGACUUCACCGAGAGAGUCAUCAACAGCCAGCUGCCCGUCCUCAUCGACUUCCACGCACAGUGGUGUGGCCCGUGUAAAAUCCUCGGCCCGCGGCUGGAGAAGGCCAUCGCCAAACAGAAGGGUCGAAUCGCCAUGGCCAAAGUUGACAUCGAUGAACACACAGACCUCGCCAUCGAGUACGGGGUGUCAGCAGUUCCCACGGUGAUCGCCAUGCGUGGCGGCGAUGUCAUCGACCAGUUUGUGGGCAUCAAAGAUGAAGACCAGCUGGAUUCUUUUGUGCAGAAGCUGAUUGGAUAGUGAAGCUGUCAAUCACUGCCCCUCUAGCCCCGCCCACCUCCUGUUGGAAACUCCAUUACAUUCAAUUACAGACACAGACAAACUGCACCCCGGAACGUCUUCGCUUCUCCAUCUCUCCUGCUUUCCUUAACUGUGUGUGUGUCCUUAUGUGUUUUAGAGGGUCUGUGGCAGUGCAUCGUGUUUUACCGCGGUAAAAAUGUAGUAAAGUGUUCUCGGACAUCCUGUAGCUACUGUACUUUGCUUCGGAGGAGAACUGAAGGAUCGAUGGUACGCUGAUGCAGAUCCUCAUCCGGUCCACAUGAGGGCGCUUCCUCUCACUCCGCUCUUUUACACCUGAAUGCCUACUAAUGUGAAAGUGUGUGACGAUCACGGCGUGUGUGUGUUUCCGUUCAGCUUUCUUUCUUUUUUGGAUCUGACUGUGAAUUUUGCGCAGGAUGCAUGGGAUUGAUGAUGGUUUUGUUUAGACUUUAACUCAUUUAAACUGUAAUAUAACCAACUAGUCAGAUGAAAUUAUGAAUAAAGCAACUGUACUAUAUUUAA
Messenger RNA from Onychostoma macrolepis, 1174 nucleotides. It is a transcript of the gene txn2, whose product is annotated as thioredoxin 2. Lineage: Eukaryota; Metazoa; Chordata; Actinopteri; Cypriniformes; Cyprinidae. Gene Ontology annotation, molecular function: protein-disulfide reductase activity. The transcript is spliced from 4 exons. Bases 146 to 634 code for a protein of 162 amino acids. The record is from RefSeq and is a predicted model, not a curated record. Gene Ontology annotation, biological process: cell redox homeostasis. Gene Ontology annotation, cellular component: mitochondrion.